UCUUACAAUUCCCGAGAAUUGCUUGUCUUUUCUCGCACUAAUCCAAACGGCUUUAAUUUGAAUUCUGGUUUGAGAUCCUCCGGAGUAUUUGCCCCUAUGUAUUUAUAAGUAUUUUCUGAUACGGUUAGUCUUCAAGUUUUCAAAGGAGACUUUCAUUCCAUUUUCUGAGCUUUGGGUUUGAGAUCAUUCAUCGCAAAGGGCAUUCAGGUCAGAUAUUCAUAUCUGAAAAAUUGGCCCUCUGACUGUUAGAUAAUGGCUUGUGGAAAUCCUUAUCUAGAGGAAUUGCAAGGAUCCCCCGAAGUUGUCGAUCCUCACACGAAAGUUGAUAAGCUUGAAGUGAAUAAGCUUUUCAAUGAUUCUCCUCAAGUUGCUUCCAAACCUAUUGUGACUGCUCCUAGUAGUGUCCGUGAACUCUUAGAAUGUCCUGUAUGCUUAAAUGCUAUGUAUCCUCCCAUUCACCAGUGCUCAAAUGGCCAUACACUGUGUUCUGGGUGCAAGCCAAGAGUCCACAAUCGAUGCCCGACCUGUAGGCAUGAGCUUGGCAAUAUUAGAUGCUUGGCAUUGGAGAAAGUGGCAUCUUCUCUUGAGUUGCCAUGCAAGUACCAGAGUUUCGGUUGCAAUGGUAUAUUCCCUUACUACAGUAAGCUAAAGCACGAAGCUCAGUGCACGUUUAGACCAUACAACUGCCCCUAUGCUGGCUCAGAGUGCUCUGUGGUUGGUGAUAUUCCAUCUUUGGUGGCUCAUUUGAAAGAUGAUCACAAAGUGGACAUGCACAGUGGCAGUACCUUCAACCACCGAUAUGUCAAGGCCAAUCCUCACGAGGUUGGCAAUGCCACGUGGAUGUUAACGGUGUUCAGUUGCUUUGGCCAGUAUUUCUGCCUGCACUUUGAAGCCUUUCAGCUUGGAAUAGCACCCGUAUAUAUAGCUUUUCUACGCUUCAUGGGUGAUGACAACGAGGCCAAGAAUUACAGCUACAGUCUUGAAGUGGGUGCAAACGGUAGGAAGAUGAUUUGGCAAGGGGUCCCAAGAAGCAUAAGAGACAGUCACAGGAAGGUUCGAGACAGUUACGAUGGGUUAAUUAUACAAAGGAAUAUGGCUCUCUUCUUCUCAGGGGGUGACAGGAAAGAGUUGAAGCUUAGGGUGACAGGAAGGAUAUGGAAAGAGCAGUGAUAUAUGCAUGGUGUUCUUCUACCUUCUACUUUUCUUGCUCAUUGUUUAUCUCUCAUUGGUCAUUUUCUUUCAACUUUUUCUACUCCUUUUUCUCAUGGGUCAUUUACCCUGUUAGCAAAUCCUCUUUGCUUUUAGGAUUAGGAGCUUCAAUUGGUGGACCAAUGUUAUUUAUGUAUUGGUUUGUAGCAUGUUUGUAUAUUUCAAAUGGGAAGUUUAUUAGUCUUUAGCUAGCGUAUUGGGAA
Amborella trichopoda is the source of this 1412-nucleotide messenger RNA. RefSeq names its product E3 ubiquitin-protein ligase DIS1. Gene Ontology annotation, cellular component: cytoplasm. Gene Ontology annotation, molecular function: ubiquitin protein ligase activity; zinc ion binding; protein binding. NCBI's taxonomy places the organism in Eukaryota, Viridiplantae, Streptophyta, Magnoliopsida, Amborellales, Amborellaceae. The record is from RefSeq and is a predicted model, not a curated record. Gene Ontology annotation, biological process: multicellular organism development; ubiquitin-dependent protein catabolic process.